Messenger RNA from Closterium sp. NIES-67, 1047 nucleotides. The record is from the annotation of a GenBank genome assembly. Lineage: Eukaryota; Viridiplantae; Streptophyta; Zygnematophyceae; Desmidiales; Closteriaceae.
GUAUUUGGUGAUGCCACCCGAACGCGACUACAUCAUCGAAGCUGACGCCAGCGACCAGGCAGUAGGAGCAGUCUUGAUGCAAGACCAGGGGAAUGGACUGCAACCAAUUGCCCAUCUCAGCAAGAAACUACACGGGGCAGAACUCAACUACCUGAUACAUGACAAGGAGGCCCUCGCUAUCAUCAUCACCUUCAAAACGUGGAGAUGUUAUCUUGAAGGACGCAAAACAACAGUCUACACCGACCAUUGCAGCCUAAAAAAAUUUAAGACGCAACCAAGCCUCUCCAGGCGACAGGUCCGGUGGAUCGAAUUCCUCGACACACACUUCCACUAUGACAUCGUGUACAAGCCCGGCCAUAAAAACAAAGCAGAUCCAUGGCAAGUGGUCAGCCUAGACUUCAUCACCGGGCUACCGACUACCACAAGCGGUCAUGACGCGAUCCUCGUCGUCAUCGACAAGUUCUCCAAAAUGGGACACUUCAUCCCAACACACACGACAGCAUGCACCGAGUUGACAGCACAACUCUUUGUUCGCUACAUCAUUUCACAACAUGGCAUUCCAACCACACUCAUCUCCUACCAAGACCCUAAGUUCACCAGUAAAUUCUGGAAAGAACUGAUGUCUCUACUCGGAACCAAACUCGCCAUGUCCUCCGCAUACCAUCUGCAGACAGACGGACAGAUCGAGCGUCUUAACCAAAUUGUGGAGCAACUCCUCCGCGCAGCCUGCAAGGACGAAAUCUCUAAGUGGGACUUGCAUCUGCCCGUCCUGGAGUUUGCCUACAACAAUGCUACUCACGCCGCUACUGGACAGAUGCCAUUCUUCCUCUGUUACGGACGCCACCCGCUCACACCACAACAGCCAACCAUACCAGCCACAAUUCACAACGCCUUCCAUGUCCAACUCUUGAAGCCCUACCGAGUCCCCAACACGAUCUUCUCUGGACGCCAACCGCCGCCGCCGCCGCCCGUCCUCGUCCAUGAUGAACCCGAAGACGAGGUCGAGUCCCUAUUUGAGUAGCAGUGUAAUAUAGUGCAUUCGGCAUU